Messenger RNA from Plasmodium cynomolgi strain B, 1323 nucleotides. RefSeq lists its product as hypothetical. The transcript is spliced from 2 exons. Lineage: Eukaryota; Apicomplexa; Aconoidasida; Haemosporida; Plasmodiidae. Bases 1 to 1323 code for a protein of 440 amino acids. The record is from RefSeq and is a predicted model, not a curated record.
AUGAAGGAAGUAAAUAUAAACGAGUUGAGGAGUGCCAUUUUAAAUUAUGCAGACUCAGUGGAGGACUUAGUUCAGAGGAGAAAAGAACAUGAGGUAAAAGUCAAAGCCAUUUUUGAGGAGCACUGUGGUGGUUAUCCGAGAGAGGACCAAAUGGUACGCCUUUGCAUGGGGUCAUGUGAAGAAGAAAUACUGAAUGGAGAAGUGCCCACUAUAAAAAGGUAUGUACAGGACAGGUAUGCAAAUGGGAAUAAUUAUGAAAUUGCAAAAGAGAACGAAAGAAAUUUUUUGCACACAACGAAGCUUCUCAAGAUUAUAACUACUUGUGGAAUUAGAGUGUCAUCCAAAGUAUUGCUCUACUACAUCCUCGAGGCAGUAACACAACUGAGAACUUAUAUGCAACACCACAAGGGUGAUAUAAUUAAACACGAUGCUGUGACGAAGAGGGAAAAUUAUCUCCGCAUUAAUAGCUACUACUACGAUCGGGAAAAGGUACAUGUGCCUUUCAUGUCUUUGUACAAGUCGCUAAGCAACGUAUUGUACAGCGUAAGUGAAAAUAGGGUUGAAUCCACAGAGACAUACGAGCAUGUGAAGGAUGAAUUGGUCCAAAAUUAUAUCAAUAUAGAAGAUGUUGUGAGGAAGGCACCGGCAUUUCUUAACAUUAGUGUGUUUUUCUUCCUCGUGAAUUCGUACAUCUACUUGGGGAAGACUGUAAAAUUAAAAAAUCUAUGCACAGAUGUACUGAACCCGUAUAUAAGUGCCAUCUCGGAGGAUGAAAUGAAUAUUACUUCGGACGACACCUUUUACCUAAUUUUGGCAUUGCGCCUUUACUUUAGCAGCUUGUCCUACAACUGGGACGCUUUAAAUCAGCUAAGUAGCUACAAUAAACAGUUCGUCUCUUCCAUCCUAUCUUUAUGCAACCACUCGGAUGGGCUGCACACGGGUGAGGAUCCAAAAUACGUGUACAUAACGGAGUUCCUUAACAGACUAGACAAAAGCGUCGAACAGAAAAAGGUCUACCUCCCUCCCUUCGGCUAUUCCCUGACCUCUUUGAAGAACCGAACGGUUUACAUUUUGGACUCAGCUGGACAGUACUAUGCUAAUGAGACGGCCACCCUGCGCAGCUGCGUCUUCUGGAGGUACUACCUCGCCGCGAAGGACGGAUUCACCCUCGUGCGCCUCUGCCAAAAGGAGGACUACGCCGAUUUGUUCACCGAGAGCAAGCGGGACGAAGUUUUACAGGCAUCCAUCAGUAAGGAUUACUUAUACGAUUGCGACGAGUUGGUUCGCACACCUGGGCAGAAGCAUGUGGAGAGUAAAGGUUAG